CCAGGCGCCGCCGCCCGCAGCCAGAGCGAGCGGAGCCUCGGCCAGGCCAGCCCCAGCGGGCGCGCGAGCGCGCCGCAGCCCCAUCCGCCCGCAGAGCGGACCGAGCCGGACGCCGAGCGCUGCCGCGAGAGGCGGGCGAGCCAGGCAGGUGCUUCGGGCCGCGCCAUGGACGGGCUGCGCCUGCUGCUGCUGCUGCUGCUCCCGGGGGUGUCCCUAGGAGGUGCCACGGAGACAUGUCCCACAGGCCUGUACACCCACAGCGGCCAGUGCUGCAAGGCCUGCAACCUGGGUGAGGGUGUGGCCCAGCCCUGCGGAGCCAACCAGACUGUGUGUGAGCCCUGCCUAGACAGCGUGACCUUCUCCGACGUGGUGAGCGCCACAGAAUCGUGCAAGCCAUGCACCGAGUGCGUGGGCCUGCAAAGCAUGUCGGCGCCGUGCGUGGAGGCCGACGACGCCGUAUGCCGCUGCGCCUACGGCUACUACCAGGAUGAGGCAACAGGCCGCUGCGAGGCGUGCAGCGUGUGCGAGGCGGGCUCCGGCCUCGUGUACUCAUGCCAGGACAAGCAGAACACCGUGUGCGAGGAGUGCCCCGACGGCACCUACUCCGACGAGGCCAACCACGUGGAUCCGUGCCUGCCCUGCACCGUGUGCGAGGACACAGAGCGCCAGCUUCGCGACUGCACGCGCUGGGCGGACGCGGAGUGCGAGGAGAUCCCUGGCCGCUGGAUCACUCGGCCCACACCCCCAGAGGGCGAAGACAGCACAGGGCCCAGCACCCAGGAGCCUGAGGUACCUCCCGGACAAGACCUUGUGGCCAGCACAGUGGCAGACGUGGUGACCACCGUGAUGGGAAGCUCCCAGCCCGUAGUGACUCGAGGCACUGCCGACAACCUCAUCCCCGUCUACUGUUCCAUCCUGGCUGCCGUGGUCGUGGGCCUCGUGGCCUACAUCGUGUUCAAGAGGUGGAACAGCUGCAAGCAGAACAAGCAAGGAGCCAACAGCAGACCCGUGAACCAGACGCCCCCACCCGAGGGCGAAAAGCUGCACAGCGACAGCGGGAUCUCUGUGGACAGCCAGAGCCUGCAUGAUCAGCAGCCCCACACGCAGACGGCCUCAGGUCAGGCCCUCAAGGGUGACGGCGGCCUCUACAGCAGCUUGCCCCCUGCCAAGCGGGAGGAGGUGGAGAAGCUCCUGAACAGCUCGGCCGGGGACACCUGGCGGCACCUGGCAGGCGAGCUGGGCUACCAGCCCGAGCACAUAGACUCCUUCACCCACGAGGCCUGCCCCACCCGCGCCCUGCUCGCCAGCUGGGCCGCCCAGGACAGCGCGACGCUCGACGCCCUCCUGGCCGCGCUGCGCCGCAUCCAGCGAGCUGACAUCGUGGAGAGCCUGUGCAGCGAGUCCACAGCCACGUCCCCCGUGUGAGCUGACGGCCGGGAGCCCCCCGCCCUGUCCCCACAUUCCGACGACUGAAGCUCCGGCCAGCCCCCUCGGAGCCCAUGUCCCCAGGGGUGGGCCAGCCCACAGAGCUGGGCUCCACUGGGCAGGGCCUCCGAGCCUGGCCCACACUACAGCCCUGCCACACCUCUCUGUGGCCCCUCGCUUCUGAUCACAACCCUCUCCAGCGAGAGAAGUGGCCUUCCCUGCCCCCGCCUGCCCUCCCUUCCACCCACGCUAGGAAGGCAGCCCUUCCCACCUCAGCUGGGGAGGAGCUGCCCUCAAGGAUGGUGUGGGACAGUGACGAGGCCCAGAGACUCAGGAGGAGGUCCUGAGGAGCCAGAGCCAUGGACUCUACACUGUGAACUUGGGGAGCGAGGGGGACUGUACUAGCCUAAGCCCUCCCGCGCCCUCCCUGCUGGCCUGAGAUGAGAGAUCAGGGGCCUGGCUGAGCUGGAAGCGGGUGUGGAACCCUGUCCCCCCUUCCUUUUACAUGCAGGACAGUGAGGCCCAGAGAGAGGCAGUGACUCGCCCCAGGCCACCCAGCCAAGGGGGAUGCCGUGCAGCCCCCCUCUCUGAAUGAGGGCCCCCAGGUUUGUGGAGGGCUGGGGGAGGAGUCCAAGUGGCUUCGGGGAAAUGUCCUGAAGCUCAGUCCUCUCUAGGGUACCCAUCAGGCCCCUGUGUGGCCCCUCUGGGCUGGGCUGCUUGCCCGAGGCCUGGCCCUCGGGUCUGUCCGCAGGAGUCGGGUUUGGGGAUUGUGGGAAGGGAUGCUGCUGCCCGAUGCCUGUGCCCCGUGGGCUUGUCCCCCUGUCUGUUGGUGCCCCUUGUCCUGGCACAGACCUGGAGCCAACACACCCCUAGGAGUCAGAGACCAGGCCCCCACUUCCCCCCAGCAACACACACACAGGAUGGGACUUUCUGAGUCCCGUCUCAGCUGAGGACUGGUCCCUGCUGGGGCCGCUGCCAGUGCUGCAUCUUGGUGGGAGCUGAGCUCGGCCGGACUGUCUCCUCCACCCCGGCCUUGGCCGGCCAAGGAUGCUGAGCCCGGGCCUGGCGUCCGUCUGUCUUCCAGGGCCCUGCGUGGGGGAAUGCUCCCCGCCCCUUCCCACAGCCGGGCCUUGGCUGGGCCCAGAGAUUUUGAUGAAGAAAAGCAGGCCGGUGGUGUGGGAACGAAGCAAGAAGGAAUCAAGUUGGACUCAUCACCUCUAGGGGUUCCUCCCAACUUAGAAGACCCGUUUCCUUAGAGUGGCCAGAAAGGGGCCGUGGGUCUCAGUGGCGUUUUCACCCCUUUCUUGGCCUGUUGUUUUGCUUGCUGUUGGAAUGAAUGUGCCCCCUCUAUUUAGCAUGAAGGAGCCCGGGCAGGGGGUGCAGGGACCGCCGUCCCUCCCCACCCAGGGCUCUCCCAAGCCUGUAGUAGGGACUAGGAGCAUUGCACUAGGUGACACUUGGUGACCUCAGUCUGUGAUAGGAGGAAGCACACCUGCUGGCCCCUCACCCAAGCCCCUGGGGCAUGGAACAGACUGAGGGUAUUUAUUUUCCUGCACCACAGCUGGGGAGGGCGUUAGGGGCUGCGAGUAUGUUGUAGCAUGUGUUUGGUUCUAGGGUCCCCGCCUCCCUCCCUUGGGCUGCGACAACGGAACCCUUUUGGCCCUGCAGCUGGGAGCUGCGUGCUCCAGACCUCCUGCCACCGGCCUGUCACCUCCCCUUGCAUCCUGUGUAAUCAUUUCUUGGGCCCUCCUGAAGCCUACACAUAGAACAUAAGUGAUGAACAUUAAAUAGCAAAGAAAGAAAAAGUA
This is a messenger RNA of Heterocephalus glaber (naked mole-rat), 3233 nucleotides long. It is a transcript of the gene Ngfr, whose product is annotated as nerve growth factor receptor. Gene Ontology annotation, biological process: Rho protein signal transduction. Gene Ontology annotation, cellular component: plasma membrane; cell surface. Gene Ontology annotation, molecular function: death receptor activity; coreceptor activity; nerve growth factor binding. The record is from RefSeq and is a predicted model, not a curated record. NCBI's taxonomy places the organism in Eukaryota, Metazoa, Chordata, Mammalia, Rodentia, Bathyergidae.